GCCUCACACCAUCCGCCCAACAUGAGAGCUGUUGUGUGGCUGUCUUUGGCGGCAUGCGGCGCUGUCCUCUGCACUGCCGCCGCCGCGUCCGCCCUCUUGACCGUCCUCGCCUUCAUCCCCAUCUUCAACAUUAUCGCCAUCCCGUCACUCAUUGGGAGUCUGCUCCUCCUCAUCCACACCCUUCCAUUCGCAACUUAUCUCUUGCUCGCACAGACCGACGCGCCCAAGCACAAGGGCACCCUCUUCUUGCCAUUCAGUCCAUCACGUCACCUCGGCAUCCUCGUCGCCGUCUCCUCCUACCUUCGUGCAGUGAUCACACUCGCCCCCAAGUUCGUCCUCACAGUCAUCCGCACGGCAUGGGAGCUCUGGAGAUUGCCUCCACCCGACGAUAGGUCUGAGAGACCCGAGCUGUCCUAUUCCGCCACGACAGGAUGGUGGUGGAAUAGAUAUGCAAGCUUCGGAGUCAAGUAUCAAAAGCCAAGGCGUCAAGGCGUAGCGUGCCGCCUCGACAUCUUCCGUGCCCAGCCGAGCGACUCAGCUUCACUCAGUUGCUCGCCAGAUGGCGAGGGUUUGCAUGCUUCCCCGCGGUCCAGCGGUAGCUUUGUGACCCUUCCCGAUGUCGACCCCGGGAGUAGAGUUGACCUGAGCGACUUCCCUCAACACAUCUGGAGCCAGGUGCCGAUGGGUUCACCGAUCGAAGAGGAGAACAGCAAUCUUCGGCCUGUCGUCGUGUUUCUCUAUGACGUCGGGAUGAUGGGGCCUAUUCACCCCCGUCGCUGGAUGUUCAGCCUCAAUGGGCUCCUACUGGCAAAGCAAGGAUAUGUCGCCGUUAUCCCAGAUAUUACAACUUACCCGACUGGCCAGAUGGCCGACAUGGUGGCGGAUGUGCGGGCUACACUUGCGUGGGUGCACGCGGAGAUCCGCAACUACGGUGGCGACCCAUCACGCAUCUUCUUGUGCGGUCAUGGUCUCGGUGCCCAUUUGGGAAUGUACACCAUCGCUCAGGAUGUGGUAGUACAUUCGCGUGACAAGGUUGAGCUUCAUAACGCCGCUGUCGACUGGGCUAGCAGAGGCUACAAACCCGACCCGGUCACGGCGGUGGCUGGUCGCGAAAUCCCGAACGGCGUGAAGGCUCUGCGCAUCUACGGCUCGGACGUCGAACUCCCGCCCGUCAAGGGCGUGAUCCUGCUUUCACCCGUCGCGGACGUAAUCAAGCAGGUGCGCCACGAGGCGAGAUGCUGGCUGGAGCACGUGUCGCCGCUCCGCCGGUCUCUGGGUUCGAGCCAGACGCGCUGCAUGCGCCACUCCCUUGGCCACAUCCUCUUCGCCGCCAAGGACAUUGUUGACGUCAACCUUCUCCCUCACAGUGCGCUCAUUCUUCACGGCAAAAGCAACCAGCUCGUGCCGGAAUGGCAGGGCACAUGGCUCGCCGAGCUGCUCCGUGGCUUCGAUUUUGAUGUCACGCUCCAAGCGUAUUCGCGCCUGGGACACUUUGACGUCGUCACGAACCUCAUGGCGGGGUUCGAGAGCCGGUCCACGCCGUUUCUGUUGGAGGAGAUCCGGUCGUUCAUCGACAGCUCAGCCUAGCUUAUCG
Molecule: messenger RNA, 1594 nt
Organism: Cutaneotrichosporon oleaginosum
Lineage: Eukaryota; Fungi; Basidiomycota; Tremellomycetes; Trichosporonales; Trichosporonaceae
Molecular function (GO): lipase activity
Source: RefSeq, a predicted model, not a curated record